Amyelois transitella is the source of this 693-nucleotide messenger RNA. RefSeq lists its product as uncharacterized. The transcript has a single exon. The coding region runs from base 1 to 693 and encodes 230 amino acids. Lineage: Eukaryota; Metazoa; Arthropoda; Insecta; Lepidoptera; Pyralidae. Gene Ontology annotation, molecular function: nucleic acid binding. The record is from RefSeq and is a predicted model, not a curated record.
AUGGGUAUAGAUCAAGUUCUAACACCACUGUACCACCCGGAGUCGAACCCGAUUGAGCGUAAGAAUAGGGAUCUUAAACCACAACUUGCGAUUCUCGUCGGUCAAGAUCACGACACCAGGGACUUGCACUUAGCAUCUAUCAGGUUUGCUAUGAACUCGGCAAUUACGUCUAGCACAGGUUUUUCACCAGCUUUUCUUACCUUCGGCAGGGAGCUUCGUGCACCAGCUGAUGCUGUUAACGACAUGCGCGCGAUAUUAGAAAGCGACAAUAUUGUCCCUACUAUCACUCCUUAUCUUAAGAAAAUGGCUAAAACCCUCUCAAAUGCAAGAGAUGUACAUGAGAGAAACCAAAUUGUGCAAAAGAAAUACGCUGACGAACAUCGCCGUGAAGCACCUGAUUAUCAGGUCGGAGACCUGGUGCUUUUGAAGACUCAAGGUCUUAAUGAUACUGACAAGGGUCAGACAUCAAAGUUUAUACCAAGAAGGGAUGGUCCAUAUAAGAUUAGGAAAAUAGUGAGUGCUACUACAUACGAGUUGGAAGGUAUCAAUGAUGGCAAACUCGUAGGUAAAUACCACGCAUCACUUCUCACUCCAUUUGUUGGCACCAUCCAAUCUCCUAUAAGGGAAAAGCGCAGACGCGGUCGACCGCGUAAAGUUCCUAUCCCAAACGCGGGGUCGCCAAUUUUGGGAUAG